AUGGCCAAGUUCGCUGUGAUCACCUAUUCCACGUACGGACACGUGACCGCUCUUGCGCAGGAGAUUGCCAAGGGUGUCGAGUCCGAGGGGGCUAAAGCACACGUUUUCAGAGUCCCAGAGACUUUGCCGCAAGAAGUGCUCGAGAAACUCCAUGCUCCAGAGAAACCAGCCGAUAUCCCAGUGAUUAAGCCUGAGGAUCUCGUGGAAUACGAUGGCUACAUUUUCGGUUUCCCAACCAGAUUCGGAAACAUUCCUGCACAGAUUUCGGCCUUUUUCGACUCCACAGGUGGACUUUGGGCUACUGGUGGUUUGUACCAGAAACCCGUGUCUUUCUUCGUGUCGACCGGCUCUGGUGGAGGUAAGGAGACCACUGUGAGAAGCACGCUCAGUUUUGUUGCUCACCACGGUUUAAUCUACAUCCCAUUGGGCUACGGCAAAGUGUUUGACAAACUUACCAAUGUCUCUGCUGUCCAUGGUAGCUCGCCUUGGGGAGUUGGCACAAUUGCUGGCUCUGAUGGAUCUAGAAGUCCCACCGAGUCCGAAUUGAAAACGGCUUACAUUCAGGGAUCUGAGUUUGCCAAGGUUGCAUCCAAGUUGGCUGCUCCUGCUACUGCCAAGUCCGAACCAGUUGCAGAGCAACCUGCUGCUGAGACCACCCAAGAAGCUUCUGACGUCAAGAAAACCGCAGAAACAGAAGUCAAGAACGCUCCACCUCCAGCCAAAACCGAAAAGUCUGGCUGUUGUGUAAUUGUUUAA
Molecule: messenger RNA, 756 nt
Organism: Ogataea philodendri
Lineage: Eukaryota; Fungi; Ascomycota; Pichiomycetes; Pichiales; Pichiaceae
Exons: 1
Coding region: 1-756 (251 amino acids)
Molecular function (GO): NAD(P)H dehydrogenase (quinone) activity; FMN binding
Source: RefSeq, a predicted model, not a curated record